AACACAUGUCCGUCCACAAACGGUGUCCUUGUCUUUGGAGAUAAAUGUGACUUCAUGUGUCAUUGUGAAAAUAAUGAACAAUGUGACAACACUUCCGGUGAAUGCUCGUCUGGCUGUGCUAAAGGCUGGUUUGGACCCGGAUGUCAGUACAGGGAUAUAGCUGUGGAGGGUGCCAGUGAUUCAUACUCUGCAACUGACGGCGAUCCAACAACUUGUUAUGAGACCCAAGCAAUGGACAAACCGGUCUGGAAGAUUAAGUUAAAUGCAAUUGAGACAAUAACAGAGAUAUAUAUUAUAACAAAAGCCGAUAAACUGCAAUAUUUCAUGAAUUUCGAAGUUCUUGUACGAAACACAACCACAAAAAAAAAGGAAUUAUGUUACAGACAUACCAAUAUAGCUCCCAAAAGCGAAAAAUUUUCUGUGCUGUGUGACAAUCGCAUAGUUGGAAACCAAGUAAAGAUUAAGUUGACAAGAUCGCAAACACAGCUUAUCAUAUGCGACAUUAAAAUUAAUGGGGGUAGAAAUUUAGCGUUCAAAGGUGAAGUAUCACAAGUGUCGGAACAUAAAGACUGUAAACGUACAUGUACUGCUGAGAAAGCUGUUGAUGGACAUAACAAUAGCCUCGCUUGGCGUGAAUGUAGUUAUACACCUGAUGAACACAAUCCUUGGUGGGAAGUAGAUCUUGGUAUUGACGCUCUAAUUCGUAGCAUUCAAGUUGUGACAUAUAAAGAUAACAAGCACAAUUAUGACAUUGAAAUAAAAAACAGUGAAAAUGUUAGUUAUUUUAUUCGUGGUGUUCGUAUAGCGCAGACAAGUGUGAACAUAAGUGUUAAUGCUAUUGGCAGGUUUGUAAAAAUGACGAAGGAAUGGGGACGAAUAGGAAUAUGCGAAAUUUAUGUUUAUGGAGAUUGCCAAGAGGAUACGUGCGGCUACGAUUGCCAGAAAUCUUGUCACUGUCGAGAUGCAACUAUUUGGGACAAAAUAUCAACAAAUUGUUCCAGUGGAUGCAAAGACAGGUGGAAAGGUUUUCAGUGUAACAUAGAUACAACCACUGAUUGUGAAAGUGGGAGAUAUGGAGAAAAAUGCCCGACACAGUGUAGUAAAAACUGCAGAGGUAAUCAGCAUGGCUUUUGUAGAAGUUCAGACGGAAGAUGUUUCGGUGGUUGUAAUGCUGGAUGGAAAGGAAAUAAAUGUGAUCAAGAGUGUUUUGCUGGUGAAUAUGGAAUAAACUGCAAAGAAAGUUGUAGCGACUACUGCAAAGGCGGAGUGGCAAAGUGUGAUCGCACUUAUGGAUAUUGCUUAUCAGGAUGUAUACCGGGAUGGAAUGGAUCACGUUGUGACAAAGCUUGCGAUGAAGGUUAUUAUGGUCAGAACUGUUCUACGAAAUGCAGUGACUAUUGUCACGGCGGGAAAGCAUACUGUAACAAGGUUGAUGGAAACUGCAAACAUGGAUGCAUGGAUGGAUGGAAAGGACCUUUGUGUGACCAAGCAUGCUCCAGUGGAAGGUAUGGAUACAGUUGUGGGUACAAAUGUAGCCAACAAUGUGAUAAACAGGAAUGUAACAAUAUUGAUGGGCGCUGUACAAGCGGCUGCAUACCAGGAUGGACAGGAGAGAAAUGUGGGAAAAGUGUGUACUCAUUCAAUCUUAAAUACUUUAUAGCAACUGUCUGA
Ruditapes philippinarum (Manila clam) is the source of this 1671-nucleotide messenger RNA. RefSeq lists its product as uncharacterized. Lineage: Eukaryota; Metazoa; Mollusca; Bivalvia; Venerida; Veneridae. The coding region runs from base 55 to 1671 and encodes 538 amino acids. The transcript is spliced from 10 exons. Gene Ontology annotation, molecular function: scavenger receptor activity. The record is from RefSeq and is a predicted model, not a curated record.